UAAUUACACUGUCUGACUGAGCUGUGGGCGCUGAUGCCUGUCUUUACUGCUUAAUUUACAGCAUCUCUCUUGCUUUUCUUUUUCUCAUGCCUUCAGUAUCCCCUACAAGACUUUGCUGCUGAGAGAUUGCAAGUAUGACUUUCUUGUGCGGAACACAGCAGGAGCUGUUCGGCAGAAUGUUUGGAAUAUUAUGUACUUUCAUUGAAACUUUUUGCAAUGAAUUGUGUCUGAGGCUGACAUUUUGCCCAAUAUCUCCUUUUGUGUCCUGCAGAAGUGAGAAAGUCAUACAGGUUUGGAACAACAUGAGAGCAAUGGUGUGAUGAGCCGCAGGAAGGUCUCUGUGAAGGAUCUGGGGCAGGGUGACUGUCAGGGCUGGUUGUACAAAAGGAAGGAAAGCAAAGGUCUCUUGGGUUGGAGAUGGAAGAAAUUCUGGUUCGUGCUGAAGAAAUGUUCGCUCUACUGGUACACAUCCGACACAGCAGAGAAAGCCGAAGGCUACAUCAACCUGAGAGACUUCACCGUAGACCAGGCUACUGAAUGCAGGAAGAAGUUUGCGAUAAAAGCGAGCCACCUCCACAUGGUGACACUCUACUUUGCAGCAGAGAAUCUGAAAGACAUGAACAAAUGGCUGACUAAACUCAACAAUGCUUCAACUGAACCUGAGCCCACAGACUCAACCAAUGGAGAGUGCUACAGUGAGGAAAGUGAUGAUGAUGAUGAUGAAGCAGACAAAGCUGAGAUGUGUGCGGAGUACAUGGAUCAGCUGACCCCCGGCUCUCUUCAUGGUUGUCUCCCGCCUCCCCACUCAUCUUCGUCUCCGUGUCAGGAUAUGUUCCCGCUAGUGUCUGCGGUACAUAAGCACACAGAGACUCAGAGUGCAGACAGCGAGUCAUGGCUGGAGCUCAGCUCAGAGGAAGACCCCAUCCUCAGAAUACAGGAAUUCAAAGGAGAUGACCGUCCUCCAUCUGAUGAGAUGGAGAUGCUGUAUCUUCACCUCAAGCAGGUGAGUUUAUCUCCCAUAGGCGCUCUGCAGCCAACCACCAAACGCGACUUCAGAUCCUCCUUCAUCAGACGCUGUAAAGAUGAGAGCAUUAAUGACAAGCUGCACCUCAUCCGAACUCUCAACAGCACUCUAAAAGCUAAAGAAGCUGACCUGCAGGUCAUAGAGCAAGUUUUGAGAGAACCCUCUCUGAACGCUUCCAAAUACAGACAGUGGCGAGAUGCUAAUGCCAUCAUACUGCAGGAGAUCGGUGAGAAACACAAGACCACAAUGAAUCCACAGGUCCAGAAACCUCUGGUUCAGACUCAACCCCAGCACCAGUCUCUUUUUGACCCAAAUGCCGCAUUCGCUGCCAUCCCCAUUUACACAGAGACCAGCCUGUGAACGUGAGGCUGAUUGCCGAGGGGGGUGUGAAGUUAGCCAAAGGCCUGAAAAACACUUGACAGGAAUGCAAACAGGAGCAUGAAACGUCAAGAGCUGGUUUUCUGGCCACAUAAAGCUUCACUGCCUCAGAAACACUUCACAAAGAUAAUUGUACACAGAUGUGUUACGUUUGGUCUAUGAAUUGAUCGCUGUGGAUUGAGAUUGGUACUAGGUGUUUUAUUGUAUGAAUUUUACAUUUCACCAAAUUGUGGAUUUUAAAUAGGACAAAUACUUUUAUGGUUACACACCUCUCGUUUAGCCCUUGCGUUAACCAAGGGCUCCAUUUUGCACACACAUUCGCAUCUGUGCUCUAUUCGUACUUCCAUUCUAAAGCUUUUUCAUAUUUUAUCUUUUUAGGAGUGUAGAAGUGUUUUGUUUAUAUACUGUAAAAACAAGCAGGUUUCUUUUAGAUGUACAUAUUUUAGCAUUUUACUACUGAAAAAGUCUUUAGUGUUGUACAAUAUUGUAUACGUAUUUGAUUUAACUGUGUAGAUAUUUACUUGAUAUGUUUUUUAAUAAGUCAUGUUGAAGGUGUGCAAAAGGAAAUAAAA
Molecule: messenger RNA, 1974 nt
Organism: Xyrauchen texanus (razorback sucker)
Lineage: Eukaryota; Metazoa; Chordata; Actinopteri; Cypriniformes; Catostomidae
Gene: ipcef1
Product: interaction protein for cytohesin exchange factors 1
Exons: 10
Coding region: 320-1384 (354 amino acids)
Source: RefSeq, a predicted model, not a curated record